GACUAGCAGGAGCUUAGCGCGAGAGAAGAGUAUGUUAGUGCUAGUCGUCGUCGUCGUCGUCGUCGUCGUUGAUCUGGGAAGGGGUGUUUAGCUAGUGUUUAUGCUCCAGCUGCAUGGGUUGGGGCAGUGGCAGCGAGCAGCGUGUUCUGGUGACGUACGGUGACAAUAACGGUGGUCACGACAACGCGGAUGAUGAUACUCGCAGGUCGCAACUUAAAAACCUCCAGAUCCAGUGCUGCUGCAUUCGUUACUGGGUGGGAAGCGUUGCGAGUAUACUGUGUGUGUGUGCGAGUGUGCCUCUUUUUUAUCAUUCACCGUCAGUCGGGUCGGUCAGUUUUUCCAAUUGAUAAAUUCUCUAAUGCGACAAUCUGCUCCACCGGUGCGGACUGGACUGUCUGAAUUUAGUCGUAUUAUGACAGUGGCAACGUGCGGUAAUAAGUGUUCGCGUUCCUCCCGUAUGCAAAUAGACUAAAGGAAGGGAAACCCGCAGAACCGCACAGGAUCGUAUUAAAUGUGUUUUUGUCUGCUUUAAACCUCGCAAGCUGUGCGUUGUGAAAGGAUGAGCAUGAUAGUGAGGAUUUUGAAUUUUUAAAUGUGAUCGCGUGUGUUGAUAUUCUGUGGUCCAAAAGCUGUGAGGUCGUACGCUAGUUGUUCGUUAAUAAGGAUAUAAAGUGUUGUGACCGUUCUCUUGAACAUUGAACAACCACACAACAAAACUGUGUAAGUGAAGUGCCAAUUUGUGCUGCCUCGAGAUACUACUAUUACUACUCGAUUAAGAGAUUUCGACAUUCGACAGAAUGAGGGACCUUCAGCCUCAGAAUGGCAUUGAGAAAGUAUCGGAGAAGCGUGACGAGCUGCCAGCGAAGGAGAAGAAAAGUCCGUCCUCUUUGCGAGAAAAGUAUCUGUACUUUAAACGCAACAUAACCGUCGAACCCAUGCUGGCGUGCUACAUCAUGCCCAGCGUGCUAGCUGGGCUGGCCACCCAGAACCUGAACCUUGAGAAAGCGUGUCGAGUGAAUCUGGCCUACGGUGAUGAGAUCUGCGAUGCACUGACCCGGCGUGACACAGCAAACUACACGCACGAGGAAGAAAUGGUCCAGCACCUGGUCGCGAAAAUGGCCGGCUGGAAGACGGUGUUACAGAGUGCAUUGCCCUGUAUGUUGAUACUGUUCUGGGGUUCAUGGAGCGAUCGUCACGGUCGGCGGAAGCCCUGCAUGUUGAUACCGAUCAUCGGCGAGUUUAUGACCGCGAUCGGGUUAAUUCUGUGCACGUACUUCGAAAAGGUUCCGAUGGAGGUGGCCGGCAUAACGGAAGCCCUGUUUCCUGCGCUGACCGGCGGUUGGUUCACGAUGUUCAUGGGCGUCUUCAGCUACAUUGCCGACGUGACCACGACCGAGGAACGGACGUUGCGCAUCGGAAUAGUGAACCUAUGCUUUUCCUUGGGCGUUCCCAUCGGUAUGGCCUUCAGCGGGAUCCUUUUAAAACAGAUCGGCUUCUACGGCGUGUUCUCCAUAUCGGCCUCCCUCUACCUGGUAGCGUUCUUUUACGGUGCGUUCGUCGUGAAGGAGGUGGACAUAGUGAACGAAAAGCAGCGCUUGCGAGCGAAGGAAAAGGGACUGCUGGCCGACUUCUUCGAUCGCGAGCACGUGCUGGAGACGUUCCGGGUGGCGUUUAAGAUCGGCGAACGGCAGCGUCGUCUGCGCGUGAUCAUGCUGAUGAUAGUGGUGAUGGUCGUGAUUGGUCCACUCCACGGAGAGAUGGCGGUAAUUUAUCUAUUCACACGCUACCGGUUCAACUGGAGUGAGGUAGAGUUUAGCUUCUUCUCCACGUACGGCAUGCUGACCGGGCUGAUUGGGACGCUCUUUUCCGUCGGUGUGUUUUCACACAUGCUCAAAAUAGACGACGCACUGAUUGGCGUUAUGUCAUGCAUGUCGAAGAUACUGUCGAGCUUUGUGUACGCGUUUGCGGUCACCACCUGGCAGCUUUACCUGGGCCCCAUCGUGGAAAUGCUCAAUGGUACCUCCUUCAUUUCGAUGCGCUCGAUCGCGUCGAAGCUCGUCGCAAGCGAUGAACUCGGCAAAGUAAACUCGCUCUUCGGUGUGGCCGAGGCGUUGAUGCCACUGGUGUACGCCCCACUGUACACCACCGUCUACUCGCUGUCCAUCAACGUGCUGCCGGGAGCAUUUUUCCUGCUAGGGGGCGCUCUCACCUCUCCAGCGGUAGUGAUUUUUCUCUGGAUGUAUCGCGUGCACAGGCGCGAGGCACGAGAACUAGCGGAAGAAAAGCGUGCCGAGGACAAGUACCGACAGCUGGACGACAGUGCCGAAAGCAACGGGUGUCGUACGAUCGGGACGGAACCGCUGGAACGGAAGCGAACCGUGCGGCCCGAUUAUGGUACGGGAAUCGCUAAUGCUGCCUUUGAGGAUGAGAAUGUGAUUGCAGGAAGGCAGGAUAAACAACACCACCCAAUGACGACGCCAAUGACGACGGCGGUGAACCAAUCGAAACUGUGAUACUGUCGCUGGAUCAAAUACAUGAAACAGAUUUAGAUGUAGUAUAUGUGUGUGGAUGUGUGUGUGUGUAAAUACAAUGGAAGUUGAAUGUAUUAACCGU
Molecule: messenger RNA, 2613 nt
Organism: Anopheles stephensi (Asian malaria mosquito)
Lineage: Eukaryota; Metazoa; Arthropoda; Insecta; Diptera; Culicidae
Product: solute carrier family 46 member 3-like
Exons: 7
Coding region: 798-2513 (571 amino acids)
Biological process (GO): transmembrane transport
Cellular component (GO): membrane
Molecular function (GO): transmembrane transporter activity
Source: RefSeq, a predicted model, not a curated record